AUGGCCAAAUUGCAAUAUUCAAAAGAAAAUAUGUCAGGUAUGCAAGUCUUGCAUCCCUCAAGUUCAAAGUCUUCGACAACUCCGGCAGUUAAUAACAAUCAGUUUCACAUUUUGCACUCAUCGCUGUCGCAUAGUAACAUUUCCAAUGAGAUAUCGUUACAAUCUGGUAGCGUAAACAAUCAAAUAAAUAUUGAUCAUAUGAACUAUAAAUCAUCAAAUUAUGAUGAUUAUUAUAAUCUGGGCGAAGAAAAUUAUGAUUACGAUGGAAAAGGUAUAAAUUUGAAUAAAGUAGCUAGCUUGUCAAUAACUGAUUUGGUUUAUUGUUCCCCUCAACUAGCCAGGCAGCAACAUUCUCCAUCACAAAAUUUUCCACGUAGAGAUGUCGAUGAUUCCGAAUGUUUCUUCCAAUCUGGCUUCCUGAUAACCAAAGCAUUCAACAAUAACAACAAUGAUAAUUAUCUCUCACAUCAGAAUGAACUUCUUAAAAGUCCACAGGUUGGAAAAUCUUUUUUAAGUUUCCCCUCUCAGCAACUCUUCAGUCAAUCGGGUCACCAAUCAUUCACCAAUCAAUCAAAUCAUGGUUGCACUAACAAACAUUUGAAAGUCACAGAUAGCAGUAACAAAUAUUAUUACAGUAACAUUAACAGUACUGCUGGCAACAUGAACAAAGGUUGCAACAUUCUUCAACAUGUUAACAACAACAACAUCCCUGAUAUCACAUUUUCAGCUGAGAAUACUUGCUAUGCUGCAAACAACUCAUUAUUCCCAAGUCGUCACCCUGGUCAAGUUAGUCAACAGAAUCAACAACUUGACCAAUAUCAACGCCAUGAUCACAAAUACCAGCAUCAACAGCAUCAACGUUUCUACCAGCAACAUCUACAGCAGCAGCAACAACAACAGAGGGAGCAACCACAACAUCAGCAGCAACAUCAGUCACAACAGCAGCAACAUCAGUCACAACAGCAGCAACAUAACCAGCAACAUUAUUUCCAACAGCAAAAUAGAAUUCCACAACAACAAUAUUCACCGAUUUUUAAACCGCAACAAAAUUUAAUGAAGCAAAAUUUUAGCUCACCAGGUCUGAUAAAUGUCCACAACAAGCAUCAUUCACCUCUCAGUAAAAACUUCCAAAACAAGGAAGUUUCAAGGAGCCACGGAAAUCUUUUCAACAUAGAUGGUCAUGUUGCCAACAACACCAACAACUUACAAGCUUCUAACAACCUCCAAACUCACAACAGCAAAAGAAUUGAUAACAACAACUCUAACAACGGAUUUAACAACUUCCAAAAAGUAAUAAUAAACCAGCCACAACAGCAGAAUGUUCUAGCCUUUGAAAAUGUGAGAAACAACGAUUCCAUCCACCUCAACUACAACAACAAUAGAUAUAACAUUAACAACAACAACAGCAAGUAUCUAAACCACAUCUCAUCCCUCAACACUACACCUUACGAUAAUGUCAGUAAUAACAGCCGGAUCAGGAGUCGCAGAUAUUUAGAGCACGAUUACGAUGAAAUCAUGAGUGACACCGAAUACAGUGGUGUAACACGCAUCAGCAUCAAAGGUGACAAUAACUUACCUGACGACAGUGCAGUCAACAGCAUCAUCGACUACAAUAAUAAGAACAGCAGUAGCAACAAACAAGUUGCUUGGACAACUGUUUACAUUUCAGAGCACAGCAGCAACAACAACAACAACAUCAGUGACACUUCAAAACACUGCAGCAACAAGCUCAGCAGUAAGAGCCAUAGUUCAACAAAUUUACAUCAGCAAAAUUUAAACAACACAUUUUAUGACAACUCUAGCAUCAGUGGCGUCAACAAAAACAGCAACAUUCACGGCAAAGGCAACAACAUUAACAGCAAAAACAACAACAUUAACAGCAAUAGAAUUCAUAAAAACGAAAUUGCUGACCUUAAUGUCAAUUACACGAAACAUAUUAUCACAACACCAAAAACCAGCCACAACAACGCUAGUAACAACAACAGCAACAACAACAUGAACAUAAAAAAACUUGAAUUUGUAAAGUCGACGCCGCUGACAUCAUCAUCAGCGUCAUUUGGCAAUGUUGCUUCUAUUUCAUUGCCAUCGACACCAAUUGCAAACAACCUUCGACCGAAGCAUGGUCACCUACUGUUACAGGACAUAAAAAAUUUUGACAGAAAUGAUGAUUGUGAAGAGGAUUAUGACAAUCUUGGGGAUGAUUUGAAGUAUGGGGUGAAAAACGAUGAAGUUAAAAAAUUUUUUGGUUCUGGUGAAACUAACAACAACGGCAACAACAACAACGACAGCAACAACAACAACUGCAAUUUAUACAGUGGCAAUAACAACAUUAUUAACACCACCACCAACCACAAGAACAACGACAACAUUAAUAACACCUCCACCAAACACAACAACAACAUUAAUAACAUUACAACAAACAACAAAAAUGACAACAACAACAUCAAUAACGUGGUGGUGGAAAUUGUAGAAGACGGUGAUUACGACAAUGCCAAAGAUGACAAAACAGCCGACGGCAAGGAUGAAAUUGAAAUGAUGGCUGAGAAGAUGUUCAACUUGGAUGGCAUUUCAAAAGAAGAAGUUGCUCUGAAGAUCAACAAACCCACGCAGCUCUCUAAACGACUUGCUCGAGCUUAUCUUCAGCAUUUUGACUUCAGUUCUAAAAAUAUCGACCAAUCACUGCGCAGCUUUCUGGCUAAGAUUGCUCUGAUUGGUGAAACUCAGGAGAGGGAUCGAAUACUUAAUGAGUUCUCCAGGAGAUAUUACGAAUGCAAUGAUAAAGAAUUCAAAUCUGAAGAUAGCUGUCACACCAUGACAGCGGCCAUGAUUUUGUUGAACACCGACCUCUACGGGCAGAACAUAGGUAGAAAGAUGUCUGAGCAGGCCUUCAUAAAAAACCUGGCGGGUCUGAACGACGGAACGAACUUCAGCACUCCUUUCCUCAAAUCCAUCUACUCGUCCAUUUCGAAGGACAGACUGCCAUUUGAAUGCAGCCAGUCAGUCGCAGAACCGUCAUCGUCUGCAAAAGCACUCCAGACAAAAUCUCAGAAGAAGAUGAUCAAAUGCUCGGACAAUCCUUUCUUCGAGACGCAUAUAAACCUGGCAAACACGAACCAGCAACACGAAGCGAUAACUUUAAAGAAAGGCCUCAUCAUGAGGAAGUCGUGUCUAGAGGCAGAUGGUAGAAAAACACCACUUGGCAAGAGAAACUGGAAGAUGUUCUAUGCAACGUUAAAAGAUUCAACACUCUACCUCUGCAAAGAGUCAACAUCACAGCUACAGCAGUCAGCCACCAGCAUCCACCACAAGAACGACCACACAAGCGCCAUCGUUGGACACGGAAGUAGUAGCAGCAACGCUGACGAGACGGACGACAUCAACUCCGAGAUAAUGCUGUUGCAUCAUUCGCUGGCCUCCCUAACGAAGGACGAGGGUAUCAAGAGGAGACAUCGGCACGUGUUCGAGUUGAGGAUGGCCAACUGGUCACUCUACCUCAUCAGAACAAAUGAUGAUGUUGAGUGCCAGCAGUGGAUCGAUGCCAUCAAUUUAUCAUCUUCCUGUUUCUCUGCCCCACCCCUCCCUGGUGCAGUUGGCUCCAUGGUCAAGUUCCAGAGGCCCCUUCUUCCUGCCUCACUCACCAAACUUUCCUUGCACGAGCAGUUGAACCAACACAUUUCCAGUUUGAAGAAAUUCGAACAGGAUCUCGUCGAGCAUGAAACCUACCCGCCUGACAAAGGGGCCAAAAAUAGGGAUGUGCGAGAUUAUUAUGAAAGGGGAAGCUAUUUGAAAUUCGAGCAAUCCAGGUACUCAGUGUACGUGCAGGUCUUGAAGAACAACUACGAGAAACUGAAGGGCCACAAAAGAUUCAGGAAUCAAAUGAAAGAGAGCAACAACGCCGCUGGCGCUGCUACAUUGGUCUUGAACGCUAAAGAUAGGUCAAAGGGCAAAGAUGAAUCGUCAAAGAACCUCAUGUCCUUGAGUUCUAUAAGGUCGACUCCCGCCAUUAUCUUCGAGACGCGCGUUUGAUCACGUGACGAAGCUCUUACGCAAUAAUUUUUCUGUAAUAUUAAUAUAAUGUAAUGUAAUUGUAAUUAUUAUAUAUCUGGCAGAGAAUACUAAUCAGACUUGUUCAAUUCUUACAUUGAAGAAGAUUAAAAGUAUUAUACAUGAUUGUAAGUAAUGGGGCGGUGGUUGGUUUGAUGACUAUUACAUGAAUGAGCUGUGAAUUAUAACAAAACUGUUUUGGCAACACCUAAUUAUUCGAUAUAAUAUGUGUGUGUGUGUGUGUGUGGUGUGUGUGUGUGUGUGUGUGUGUGGUGUGUGUGUGUGUGUGUGGUGUGUGUGCGCUGCGCGAGCGAGCGCUUAAUCUGUGAUGCUUCAUUCAAAAUGUACAGACAUUUAUUUUUUCUCUGUUUCGUUUUCUGUUUUUUUUUACUUUUGUAAAAACGUUCUUUAUUUUUUUUUUGCAAUUUGAUUCUAUUUUUUUUCUUUGC
Helobdella robusta is the source of this 4493-nucleotide messenger RNA. RefSeq lists its product as hypothetical. Gene Ontology annotation, molecular function: guanyl-nucleotide exchange factor activity. Bases 1 to 4026 code for a protein of 1341 amino acids. Gene Ontology annotation, biological process: regulation of ARF protein signal transduction. The record is from RefSeq and is a predicted model, not a curated record. The transcript has 14 exons. NCBI's taxonomy places the organism in Eukaryota, Metazoa, Annelida, Clitellata, Rhynchobdellida, Glossiphoniidae.